AUGCCAGUCUACCACAUCGUCCUCUUCCGCCUCAAGCAAGGCGUCACCCCCGCCCAACUAGCCAACUGGACCAAAAUCUCCCAAGCAAUGGUCGGCCAGAUCCCCGGUCUGCGCUCCUUGAAGACUAACCCGCCUUUGCCGAUCUCCGUGCCCCGCGCUAAGGGCUUCGAUAUGGGGCUUGUGGCUGUUUUGGAUAAGAAGGAGGAUGUUGCGGUUUAUGCGGCGCAUCCGGCGCAUUUGGAGUAUGUUUUCCCUCUUCCCUUCCUGUUCUCUCUCCUUUUAGAUCUAUUUUGGGGGUUCAUAAGUUGA
This is a messenger RNA of Aspergillus oryzae RIB40, 309 nucleotides long. RefSeq lists its product as uncharacterized. Bases 1 to 309 code for a protein of 102 amino acids. The record is from RefSeq and is a predicted model, not a curated record. NCBI's taxonomy places the organism in Eukaryota, Fungi, Ascomycota, Eurotiomycetes, Eurotiales, Aspergillaceae. The transcript is spliced from 3 exons.